This is a messenger RNA of Mesorhabditis belari, 453 nucleotides long. The record is from the annotation of a GenBank genome assembly. NCBI's taxonomy places the organism in Eukaryota, Metazoa, Nematoda, Chromadorea, Rhabditida, Rhabditidae.
AUGCACAACUUGUCAUUGUAUGGAAUCAUCGCUUUGUCGGCUCUUCUCAUCCAAAUCGUUUCUGCGUUUGAUUCGACCGAAAUUCGAAUGCUUGAAGAAGAACCUGACACAUUUAUGAAGAGAGCCGCCUCGCCAUUGAUACGCUUCGGGAAACGGGAAUUCAACUCAAGCCCAUUGAUACGUUUCGGGAAAAGAUCGCCAGGCGCGCCGUUGAUCCGAUUUGGACGCUCACCCGAUGCGGCUCCGUUGAUUCGAUUCGGCCGAUCAAUGCCAAUGGAGGGUCCGUUAAUCCGUUUCGGACGAUCACCAAACAGCGCCCCGUUAAUCAGAUUCGGCAAGCGUUCCCCAGCCGGUCCAUUGAUUCGAUUCGGCCGCGCUCCUGAGGCAUCGCCGUUGAUCCGAUUCGGGAAACGAUCAGCCGGUGAUGAGAUCAACAGCAAUGAGGACGAGGAA